Penicillium longicatenatum is the source of this 1182-nucleotide messenger RNA. Its product is annotated as putative transsulfuration enzyme family protein. Gene Ontology annotation, cellular component: cytoplasm. Gene Ontology annotation, molecular function: pyridoxal phosphate binding; carbon-sulfur lyase activity. Bases 1 to 1182 code for a protein of 393 amino acids. Gene Ontology annotation, biological process: transsulfuration. Lineage: Eukaryota; Fungi; Ascomycota; Eurotiomycetes; Eurotiales; Aspergillaceae. The transcript is spliced from 2 exons. The record is from RefSeq and is a predicted model, not a curated record.
AUGGCACCCUUAGAGGACGUUCACCCCUCAACCCAAGCGCUUCACGCCGAUGAUCGCCUGAACUUGGUCACCGACGUUGCACCGCCCAUCCAUUUAUCCACCAUUUUCAGAUACCCGGAAGAUCCCAACGAGCUAACCGUCUCCGAAGAUCCGGUGGCCGAAUUCGACGGAAAGAACUACGUCUAUUCCCGUGAAUUCGCACCAAAUCAGACCCGCUUUGAGGCCGUCCUCUCGUCACUUACGAAGGGCAAUGCAGUCAGCUAUGCAACGGGUCUAGCGGCACUACACGCCGCACUGACACUCCUCAACCCACGCCGCAUCUCAGUUGGUGAAGGCUACCACGGCAGUCAUGAGGUCAUUUCAGUCGUGUCCCGGUUAUCCGGUCUCCAGAAACUCGGUCUUGAUUGUCCAGCUGAAGACCUGAAUGAAGGAGACGUGAUUCUCCUCGAAACGCCCAUUAACCCGCUCGGAACGGCAUUCAGCAUCGAAGAAUAUGCCAAGAAGGCACACUCGCGGGGUGCGUACUUGAUUGUGGAUAGUACUUUCGCACCGCCCGGUCUGCAGGAUCCAUUCUUGUGGGGUGCGGAUAUAAUCAUGCACUCGGGAUCAAAGUAUUUUGGCGGUCAUAGCGAUCUCCUUUGCGGUGUGCUUGUUACCAAGCGGGCAGACUGGACGAAACAGCUAUUCGAGGACCGACUUGCUUUGGGAAAUGUGCUCGGAAAUAUGGAGAGCUGGCUUGGAGUUCGGAGUCUGCGGACUCUCGAGGUUCGGGUUCAGCGCGCGAGCCAGAAUUCCGCAAAGCUUAUUUCGUGGCUUGAUGCUGCUUUGAAUGCUCCAUCUCCUACAGCGGGUUCGGAAGCGGCGAUCGUGCAGGCUGUGUUGCAGAAGAUGUAUCAUGCCAGUCUUCAAAAGGAGUCUUGGUUGGAGAAGCAAAUGCCCAAUGGCUUUGGGCCCGUUUUCUCAAUUGUUUUGCACAAGGAGGAAUAUGCCAAGCACUUACCGAGUAAGCUGCACUACUUCCAGCAUGCAACGAGUCUCGGUGGUGUGGAGUCUUUGAUUGAGUGGCGGGCGCUGUCUGAUCCCAGGGUGGAUCGGAAGCUGCUGCGGAUCAGUAUAGGAUUGGAAAGCUGGGGAGAUUUGAAAGAAGAUUUGUUCCAGGCAUUCAAAUCACUGUGUAAUUAA